Messenger RNA from Durusdinium trenchii, 1968 nucleotides. Lineage: Eukaryota; Dinophyceae; Suessiales; Symbiodiniaceae. The record is from the annotation of a GenBank genome assembly.
AUGGCACUUUGUCAUAAGGCUGAGCAGAAAGUGAAAGAACUGCUUAGCCCUUCUUGCCCCCUGCCCAUCAACAGUAGGCUCCAGCAGUUGCUGGCCAUCCUUGAAGAGAACAGAUUGCUCUACACAACUGUGAUAUGCCCAUCCUCCAUGAUUUGCCACCCCCAGAACAGAGCAGGCAGCAUGAUCAAUGCCUUCAACUGUCAUCAAAAGGGAGCAAACAUCAUCGCAGGUGGGGUGAAGCCUGAGCUGUUGCCACCAAACUCAUUGGCUGUGGAGAUGGCCUUGGAGUCUUCAGCCAAAUCUUUCCAAAUUGCAGCCAAUAAGAAAAUGAUCUUGGAAGCCAAAGGCCUGUUGGCACCAUUGAGAGGUGAUGAGAGAUUUUGCACCCUUGCCAACUCACAUUUUGCGCAGUGGGCAAGGGCUCUAGAUCAUGGAUGCCAAGGGCCUGAUGGGAACCAGCUCACACCACCUUUGGAUAUGAAACCCUUGUUGGGCAAUGGGUGGUCCUGGAAGGUGAUUUCCAGUGAAGCAGAGAGAUUGUUUCCUACUCUCCCAGCUUUUGCUGCCAUGGCUAUGAACAGCCACAACAGCACUCAGAUUGCCAGCAAUGAGCUGGAGUGCAUGAUGCAGUUGGGUGAGCUCUACUCUGGUGGCAUGAAGCUUGAUGAUGCUGUGAAAACAGUGCAGAACAGUGCACCAGCUUGUAAGAAGUACUUGGAUGAUGUGGGGUACUUCUGCAAGAUGUACACUGGGGAGGAAUCCUUCCCACUUUUGAAAUGCUUGGACACUUUCUGUAAAAGAAAUUGCCAUUCAUUGCUCAUUGGGGAAGAGAUGAUGAACCACUUGGCCUGGUACGAUUUCAAGAUCCCAGGGAGGACCAUGGCUUUGACCAGAAUCAGUUUAGCUGCAGCCAUGCUUAGCAGCAAGAGGCACCAAGAUGGGAUCUCAAGGUUGAUCUACAAGAGUGACUUUGACAAGCUCAAGGGCAAGGAGACUACAAAAAGUCUUGAUGAAAUGUUGACAACACUUUGGGAUGAAGCCAGCAAACAUGACCCUGACUUGGGCCACAUGUGCUGGUGCGCUGCUGCAGUGAGGAUGGUUCUUCACAUCCUUGGGAAGGAAAAAAUGGCAAAGCAAGAUACCUUUGAGUCAUUUGCUGCAAUAGUGGAGCUUUUCUCUGAAGAUCUCAAAGCAGGCCCUGUGGCCUUGCCAGCCAAGCCUGUGCCAAAGGCACCUGCUGAGAGUUCUUCUGGAUCAAGUGUCAAAGACAUGCUGAAAGCUUCCAACUCAGAAGUUGCAUUGUUCCAAAACAGUCACAUCAAGGUUGGUGACAAGUACUCACACAGUGAUCACCCUGACAAAGUGUUCAUCCUGGCAGAUCUCAAUGACACAGAGGCCACCUUUGAGCAUCGACCUUUGUUUGACUCUGCUGAGCAAGUGAAGGAGAAGCUGGAUUCUUUGAAGAAGUGGAAGCCCACCAAGAAGGAGCCCACCAUGAUGUGCCCUCAGCAUAUUGCCUACAUGAGCCACAAGGUUGCUGAUGAGUCUUUGCUGGGCUUUGCUGUCCACCCAUCCAAUUUGUUUCUUCUGAAAAAGAUCAAGAAGAAGGACUUGAAGCUCUACCCCUUUGGCAAUUGUCUACCUGUAGCUGAGAAAGAUCAAACCAAGGUCUUUGAGAACACCAAGAAUGUGCUUGUGUGGUUCAAGGACAGGCCGUACCUUGUUCAGCCCUUCAAGAAUUUGAGCAGCUUCACCAAACCUGAAGCUGGCACCCUGUGCCCUUACUUUUGGGUCAAGAGCUCUGAGGAGGAGGAAGAGAUCAAUCUACAGACUGUUUGGGUCAACUUCCAGGGGUUGCAGAUCCCAACCUUGCAGAAUGAAGAUGCCAUUCCAGAGCACUCAGUGCUUUUGAAGUCUUCUGAGCAACAGCCUCAUGAGCCACCAGCCAAAAAGGCUAGAUCUUCUUAG